Molecule: messenger RNA, 3878 nt
Organism: Microcebus murinus (gray mouse lemur)
Lineage: Eukaryota; Metazoa; Chordata; Mammalia; Primates; Cheirogaleidae
Gene: MAFG
Product: MAF bZIP transcription factor G
Biological process (GO): regulation of epidermal cell differentiation; regulation of transcription by RNA polymerase II
Cellular component (GO): nucleus
Molecular function (GO): RNA polymerase II cis-regulatory region sequence-specific DNA binding; DNA-binding transcription factor activity, RNA polymerase II-specific
Source: RefSeq, a predicted model, not a curated record
CGCCCUCCCAGGCAGCUGGUCCCGGUCGCGGUCUGGGGCGGUUUCCCAAACUGGGAAAUAGUUCCCUGAGUGAAAGGAGGGGAGGAGCUUAGGUGGGCCGUGCUGGCCGGGCGGGGAAGUAGGCUUUCCCUGAGACGGGCCUGGCUGGGCCGGCCAGGCAAGGAGGCAGUGGGGGAAAGUCCUGCUGGGUGACAGUGGGCAGGGCGAGGCGGAAGCAGCGGGACUUAGCAGGGAGAAUCACUUCUUGGCCUGUUGGCUAAGGUCAAGUGUAGAGAGCAGGGGAGCAGCCCUCCCUCUCUGCCCAGCUGCCUUGGUCUCUGGGUUGAGGCUGCAGGUGGUGGGAGCUUUGAGGGUGCAGCCGAUGGGCUGGUGUGGACGACACCGGGUGGCAGAAUGCAGCUCCCAGUCAUCCCCAAAUUGUCCCCACCUGAGGUGGUGUCUUUUUGCGAAGUUAGCUAAGAGAGUGUCAUUCUGCUGGGUGUCUGGCCCAGGACUCUAAGGAAAUGACAACCUGAAGAUGGUGUGGCCAGAGCCACCUUCCUGGGGCAUAUGGGUGAUUCCUGGGAGGGGUUUGUAACUAGGUUAGGCUGACCCUGUGGUUUGCCCUCAGGAUGGCUCCCCCAGCUCGCACGCUCUCACUAGCCCCUGGGCUUGUAGAUGCCAGAUGUUUUAGCACUUCAGCUGACCUCUGGGCUGGAAUUUUAUGCCCUUGGAAUAUGCAGUGUCCUGGGGAGGUGUUUCCUUAAGCCUUCUCAGUCAUUUAGGCCUCAGUGGAAAUGAAGUUUUAGAUUCUUUUCAAAGAGUGACUUUUGGUAUCUGAAGGCUCCUGGAGGAGGUGGGUGUGGAGGGCAGGCAAGAGUGAGACCCACCUGCCCCCGGCAGGGUGCCAGAGUGUCAAAGCCACACCUAGCCUGGAGUCUGGCUGCUGGGGUCUGCAGACCAGGACAAAGGAGCAAAGCAGGCAGGCAGGCUGGCCUCCUGCCUAGUGUCCAUGCCCCAGCACAAGGGGAUGGAGCUGCCCAAAUCUCCUUCCCUUCCUUCUCUAAGCCCGAGUGCCUCCUCCAUGAGGUGGGCUCUGCCUCGGGGGUAGAAGAGGGUGAAGAAUGACAGGGCCCCGGCCCUCAGUACCAGGAGGUGGGCUGAGGUGGGAGGCCACCUUCUUGAUGCAGCUUGUGGGAUCCCCUUCCUUUGACUUCAGGAGGUGCCCUGGGCUUCCCUCCCAGCCAUCCUCGUCUCUGCCUGGGCAGUGUGAAUCCCUGGGUUGCAGAGGCCAGGCCAGGAGGCUGGAGGCCCUGGCUUGCUUAGCCAUACCCCUCCCCCACCACACACCCACGCACACACACCUUUGAUUAGGAGGCGACUGGCUGCACUUGUGCUGAGUUCAGGCCUUCUGCGCAGGGCGAAAUCUGUCGAGGAGGCACUUUUCAGCUCCCAGCCGCCUCACUCGGCACUUUUCUGUGUGAUCUCUUCAGGAAGUCACCAUUAUAUCAUUGUGCAUAGCAGUUGGGUGGGGGGAUUAUGGAGGGGAGGGAGCCAGAGCCAGAGGAGGUCCCUCCACCCAGCCUUGUUGUGCUCAAGGCUGGGGAGCCCCUCGGCGGUUGGCUUUGAGGGCUGGCUCUUGCAGCAGGCAUGGGGCCAGCUUGCAGGAAAGACACCUCCAGAGGACCUUCUCACCUCCAGCUUGGGUCUUCCUCUUCCUUUGAUCUGGAAGAAUCUGGUGGCUGGAGCCUUGGGGUAUUGUGUCUGAGGCUCCUGGUGGUCUGGCAGUGGGGAGAUGUCUCUGGCUUCCUUCCCUACUCUUUGCCCAUAGCCCACCUCCUGGUACAAGGCUGGGUGAGGUGGAGUCUCUACCUGGUGGGAACAUAGGCUUCCACCUGGCCAGCCCACACUUCAGCGCAGCUGAUGAGGGACAACCCUCCACCCUAGGCCAGAAUUGCUUGAAGUCCUCAGCUCCUCAGGAGGGGACUGCAGUGUGUCUUGUCUUCCAGCCACUUUCCUGCCUGCCUCUAACCUGGAAAGGAGGGGAGGAGUCUUUGCCCUAUGGUCUAGUGGGGACUGGACUGAGCCUAUAGACCCAGAUGGGUUUCUGGGAGGAGGUGUCCUUACAGGGCUUCAGAAAGCAGAAUGUGAGGUUGGGGGCUGGAGGGGUAACUGAGCGGGUGGCAGUUGGCUGGCUGGGCUGGCCUCCCAGCCCUUUUGUUUUUGUUCCUUGGCCCUGUGGGCACGGAGCUGGACAGGGCCAGAGCACAGUCAGUGACCAGAGGGGCUGACCACCCCUGCCUCCAGCUGAGCAGGCCCAGGGGCUAGUUGUGGGCCCUUGUGAAACACCCUGGGAGGGGUGGGGCAGGGUGCAAGAUGCUGCAACCCAGUGUGGCAGGAUGGUUACUCCAUCAGUGGAGGAGGUGGACAGAGAGGGCUGGAGGGGCCUCGGGCCAGACUCCUCCUAGCUGGAUUGCCUGCUACUUCCAAGGAGUGCCUGCUUGCUGUGCCCCCGGGUUAUGACGACCCCCAAUAAAGGAAACAAGGCCUUGAAGGUGAAGCGGGAGCCGGGUGAGAAUGGCACCAGCCUGACGGACGAGGAGCUGGUGACCAUGUCGGUGCGGGAGCUGAACCAGCACCUGCGGGGCCUGUCCAAGGAGGAGAUCAUCCAACUGAAGCAGCGCAGGCGCACGCUCAAGAACCGCGGCUACGCCGCCAGCUGCCGUGUGAAGCGGGUGACCCAGAAGGAGGAGCUGGAGAAGCAGAAGGCGGAGCUGCAGCAGGAGGUGGAGAAGCUGGCCUCCGAGAACGCCAGCAUGAAGCUGGAGCUCGACGCCCUGCGCUCCAAGUACGAGGCCCUGCAGAACUUCGCCAGGACCGUGGCCCGCAGCCCUGUGGCACCGGCCCGGGGCCCCCUUGCUGCUGGCCUGGGGCCCCUUGUCCCUGGCAAGGUGGCCGCCACCAGUGUCAUCACAAUAGUAAAGUCCAAGACGGACGCCCGGUCGUAGGGAUGCGCGGCGUGUUUGCCCAGGCGGGUCUUCGAGGGGCCACUAGGCGCAUGGUGAAUUCGGCAGCCCCAUCUCUCUUUCCCUUCACUUCUCUUCUCUUUCCUUCCCUUCUCCCCUCCCACCCUCGCCCUUCCCCCUCCUUCAUUCCCUGCAAAGCACAACCUGCACCCCAGGGGCACUGGGCUGAGCCCCUUUGAUCUAGUUGUCGUCAUGUGUUUUGUACGUUGGGAUUGGUCAGUUUGGCGGUGACGUGGGGUCGCCCCUAACCCCUUUGUACCAAGGCCAUGCAGGCUUGGAGCCCAGAGUGGCACUGUGAGAAUGGAGGAGCAAGUGCUCGCACAACUGAGCAAGCCCCCGGCCUUUCGUGUCCCUGAGUGGGGAGGGCUCCUGUCUGCCCUCCACGCUCGGGUGGCUGCUGGGCUGAGAGGGGGCAGGCAGCUCAGCCCAGCCGAAAGAGAUGGGCUCUGCUCUGAAGAGUAGGGUGUCUGUGAGUUCCCUGAGUGGGUGUGCCACCAGCCUGGGUGCAGCUGGUGCUGGGGGUGUGUGGGGCUCGGGGCCAGGGGCCACGGCACUUGAGCCUGACCCGUUGUGCUGAACGAGACCAAAUCACUGGUUGUGAGCUUACGUGAAGGGUGUGUCCCGUGUGUCCUGCGAUGGGUCCCGUGUCACUGUUUACAUGACCUAUUUGUGUGGUUAUAUAGCCCUUUAUUUAAAAGAGAGAAGUUCCUUUUACGAAGUUAUUAAAUUAUAUGUUUAAAAGCUAAAGGAAGAAAAGAGCUGCAGAGUAUUUAUAAAACUGUCUUUUAAAAAAAAAAAAAAAGAACAAGCAAGAAGAACAUUUGACCAUAUAAAUGGAAAAGGGAAGAAAGUAUAUUAGAAACUUUGCUAGUU